AUGGCCGUCUUUCAAGCAAUGCUCCCGCCGACCGCGACACGGCCCAAGUCGCAAUACUGGUCCGGUCCCAGCAAGCUCAACAUCCUCCGUGACGCCAUUGGCGUGUCGACGUGGAUCGCCCUCGGCGCCGUGCUGCAGUCGCUCCUCGUCGCCCUGGCCCCGUUUCAAUGGGCCGUCCUGCCGCCGGCCGUCUACCUCGCCACGCAGAUCAUCGACACGCUGCUGAUCUGGGGCGGCGUCCGGGCGAACCCGGCUUUGGCCGGCGUGGUCGACGGCAAGGUCUCGGCGCAGUUUCCGGGCAGCACGGCCCCGUCCCAGCAGACCGUAGCCGUCAUCCAGCUGGCCGCCCGCAGCAACCACGCCCUGGGCGCGCUGCACCCGUACUUUUUGACGAUUGGUGGCUACUUUGACCGCAUGAUUGCCGACCUCGAGGCGCGCAGUGCGGAGAAGGACGACAACGGAGACGAGGGCUUUGGCUACCUCGGUGCGCGCAGCUUCCUGGCCAACGACCGCGCCGCGUCCAACGAAGUCAUGGUCCAGAUCUACUUCCGCAGCUACGCUGGCCUGCACCGGUUCGCACACGCGGCGGGCGGCGUGCACCGCGAGGCGUGGGACUACUGGAGCACGGUGGUGGCGGGCAAGGCGUCGACGGUCGGCCAUCUCUUUAGCAUCAUGCACGAGGCGUACGAGGUGCCCGCGCAGCACUGGGAGUCCAUCUACAUCAACUACCAGCCGACGGGGCUGGGCGCGACGUCGUUUCGGGGGACCGACGGCAGAGCGCAGUGGGCCAGCCCGCUGGUGGAUGCGCACGCGGGCCUGCUGCGGACAAGCAAGGGCCGGCGGGCGGCCACCCAUGAAGACGAUCGUGACUAA
Molecule: messenger RNA, 873 nt
Organism: Sporothrix schenckii 1099-18
Lineage: Eukaryota; Fungi; Ascomycota; Sordariomycetes; Ophiostomatales; Ophiostomataceae
Exons: 2
Coding region: 1-873 (290 amino acids)
Source: RefSeq, a predicted model, not a curated record